Messenger RNA from Chaetomium fimeti, 399 nucleotides. RefSeq lists its product as uncharacterized. The record is from RefSeq and is a predicted model, not a curated record. The transcript has 2 exons. Bases 96 to 374 code for a protein of 92 amino acids. NCBI's taxonomy places the organism in Eukaryota, Fungi, Ascomycota, Sordariomycetes, Sordariales, Chaetomiaceae.
ACAUAAAUUGUAUUGAAGUUGAAGUCCCGCGCAUCAAGUCUUCGUCCGGAUACUAUCUCCAAAAGAACCCCCAUAAAAUACCCCAUUUUGCAGGCAUGACCGAGUGCCUUACAUUCUUGUUCGUGUACCUGCUGCAGCCGCCUGCUGGGGUGGUAGUAGCCUUGAUUCGGGCGACGAAGACCAUUGCGCGAAGCGCUGAGGGUUUCCAAGCGACAAGAUCAUGCGCGUCUCCCUCGUGCAAUUGUGCCGUUUAUUGGCUCUCCAACCCCCGCCAAGCGCCACCGCAUGUGUUGUGCCGCCGAGCUGGGCUCCGUCGGAGGCCAACAUUAACGCCGACGGUUGAUAUCAGGAAAGAUGAUGGAAGACGUCAGUGAAGGAAUAGAAGAUAAGAAAUCUUGC